UUUGUCUAUUAUCAAAUUAUCGAGAAACUCAUCCAAAUACACAUUAAAACGCGUUAAUAGUCCCUACAAUAAUUAUAAAACUAUUAUGUUAGUGCCUGGCAUUUAUUCAAUUCGGAAUAAAAAUAAAACUUUAUCUUAAACAAAACAAGUGAUAACUCUGCGAGGGGUCAAGAAGACAUAUUUUAAGUCGAACUAACUAGUGCAUAUAAGUGAGUUAGACUUGUUUUGUUGUUGUACUGUGAGUUAUUUUUUAACUUUUCACCAGAAUAGAAAAACAUGGAAAAUUAUACAAAAUCUCCAGAUUACUCGGAAGAAUCCGAAGGUGAACUAGAAAUAGAUUAUGAUUUAGACACAUUAGACCCAAUGUGCAACCCUAAAAAACCAGUAAUGGUCCCAUUCGAGGAAAUAACGUCAGCUGCUUACAAAAUAAGGAGCGGAAUAGCAUACACCCCAUGCGUGAGAUCGCAUAUGUCUAGUAUGACUGGGAUGGAUAUAUAUUUAAAAAAAGACUUUCUACAGCAAACUGGAAGUUUUAAGGAACGUGGAGCUCGGUACGCCUUAAUACAGCUAACGCCCGAGGAGAAAAAACGAGGAGUCAUUGCCGCUUCUUUGGGAAAUCACGCUCAAGCUCUUAGUUAUCAUGGAUACCAGUUGGAAAUUCCAGUAACAGUAGUAAUGCCAAUAACAGCCCCGAUAAUGAAAAUACAAAAAUGUAAAGAAUAUAAUGCUAAUGUCAUUAUGGAAGGACGGAAUAUGGCAGAAGCCAAGAAAAAAGCAAUGCAACUGGCGACGGAAAAUAGAUGGACUUUUAUUAAUGGAUACGACAAUCCUCGGGUCAUAGCUGCCCAAGGAACCAUCGGACUAGAAAUUAUGGAACAAGUAGAUGAUAUAGACGCUGUGGUAGUACCAACAGGUGGAGGAGGACUUUUAGCUGGAGUGGCCGUAGCAGUCAAGACACUAAAUCCUAGUAUUAAAGUCAUUGGAGUAGAGUCGGAAAGAUGUGCAAGUUACACGAAAGCAAUAGAACAUACCAGCCCAAUACAUACUGAAAUAGAAGCCACAUUAGCCGAUGGCCUUGCAGUCCCUCAAGUAGGAUAUAACGCUUGGUUGACUUCUAAAAAUUUAGUAGAUAAGAUGGUAGUUGUUAAGGAAGAAUGGAUAGCUGUGGCCAUUUUAAGGUUUAUUGAAAAAGAAAAAUGUGUUGUUGAAGGAGCGGGAGCGUGCGGCUUGGCAGCCAUAAUAAGUGGAACUCUUGAGGAAUUCAAAGGAAAACGGGUUGUACUUAUUUUAACUGGAGGUAACAUCGACACAACUCUCUUAGGUCGCUGCAUAGAACGAGGUUUAGCAGCUGAUGGUCGUUUAGUAAAGUUUAAAGUUAAAGUCAGCGACAGGCCUGGCGGUAUCUCAGAACUUUGCAAGAUUAUAUCAUCAGUUGGAGUUUCCAUUAAGGAUAUUAUGCACGAAAGAGCGUGGGUAGCAUCAGACAUUUUCAGUGUAGAGGUAAAAGUAGUAUGUGAAACCAGGGAUUACAACCACACCAUAGAACUAAGAGAUCGUUUGAACUCAAAAUAUAAGAAGGUGGUUUUUGAUAACCUUCCAAAAAGAGAGCAAGUAUCAUCGUCAACUGAUUAUUAGAAACAUCAGCAUAAAGGCUGAUUUAUGUUAGAACUGGGACGUGGACGGCACGUUGAAGAAUCGUCUGGUGUGAAAAACAUUGACUAGUUUAUCAUACAACGGAACGGGGCGACUCCGGAGACGUGCUACGACGUGCGUUUUCUAUUGUUCUACGGCAAGUAUCGUGCACGUCCCGUCCUAACAUAAAUCAGCCUUUAAUGUAUGUUUUUAAAUACGAAGAAACUUUCAUUGCGUUUAUUAUAAUAUAACAUAAUACUGUGUUAUUAUUUGUGAGGUUUUUGUUUCUGAACUAGUCAACUACAUAUAUUACAUAUCGGUUUAGUAUGUUCACACUUAAAAUUCGUUAUUCAAAUUUUUAUUUGAAUAACAAAAUGUGUAUGACUAUUCAAAUAUAAAAUAGGACGUAUAAUUAUUGUAAUAAAAUUGUUAAAGCUAGAAAUGUGAUUUCAAAUAAAUUAAUAUUACUGA
Diabrotica virgifera virgifera (western corn rootworm) is the source of this 2103-nucleotide messenger RNA. Its product is annotated as L-threonine ammonia-lyase. The transcript has 9 exons. NCBI's taxonomy places the organism in Eukaryota, Metazoa, Arthropoda, Insecta, Coleoptera, Chrysomelidae. The coding region runs from base 277 to 1635 and encodes 452 amino acids. Gene Ontology annotation, biological process: L-serine catabolic process; L-threonine catabolic process. The record is from RefSeq and is a predicted model, not a curated record. Gene Ontology annotation, molecular function: L-serine ammonia-lyase activity; threonine deaminase activity.